AUGAUCUUUAGUUCAGCGCUGGUGUUCUUGGUGGCAGUGAUCAACAGUUCCGCCAACCGCUAUCUUCCCGCCAAGCUGAAGUUGCUCGCGCCCUCCAUAGGGUGGUUCAUCACAAGUGUCUUCAUCGCCCGAGGUCCCUUCGUGUGGUAUGCGUGCUCGUUGACGAUUCAAGGACUAUUUGCCACCUUGUUAUUCAUGACACUCGGUUUUACGAGUAGCCUUGCCUUGCGCGCCAUCAUCUUUCCAUUUCUGGCGACCGCAGCGGCGGCCUGGGCUAAGAAGGUUCUGCCUCCGGUGGAGGCGUGGGCUACUGCUUCGAUUGCCCUUGUGCAGAUCUGGAGCACCUUUGGCGGCCUCAUAAUCCACGCCUGCUAUCCAGCCAACAUCUUACAGAUCCUUGAACAACAGGGAGAGCGCAACCGCCGCGUCCGCUCGGUUGCUGGCACGCUGGUUCGCAAGCAGGGUAAGUCUGUCGAGGGGCGCACGGUGCCGUCGCUGGAUGGAAAGAGCACGCUGCAGACCCUUGUGGUGAAGCAGGCGUAUACAACCCCCCGCUGGGUUUUGUACUGCGGAGGCAACGCGGAGUUCCUGGAGAACAGCCUCAAGGAUAUCCACGUCAUUAGCGACGCUCUCAAGGCCCACGCCAUUCUGUAUAACCCACGCGGCAUCGGCUACAGUACCGGCUAUCUCUCGCAUCUCGGCGAAUUUGUCGAGGACGCUGCCGCAGUAGCGCGAGCGUACAUUGAGGAGGAGAAGAUCGACGAGAAGCACCUGCUUUUCUUCGGUCACAGCAUCGGCGGUGGUACCGCGGCGCAGGUGGUGGCGGAAUGCUAUCCCCAUGCGUCUCUAGUGCUGGAUCGCACUUUCUCAUCCAUGUCGGACGCGGCUGUUGCUUUUUCCUGCCUCACCCCUACUGUGACACGCAUGAUCUUUCCGUGGUUUGUCGGUAAUCUUCACACUCUGGUGGGCUGGGACAAGAUCAAGCACAGCCGCAAGCUGGUUCUCUACUCGCAACACGAUGAGAUGAUCAACUUUUCGAUCUCGUCCAUUGCCCGUCACUCCCAGUUCCAAAAAGGCGGGGCGGAUGCCGACAAGGUUGUUGAGCUUCUCGGCGCCCCGCCCUCCUACCACAACAGUCUCUUGAACACCUUUGACAACUACGAGGAAGUAUGUCUCCGAAUGAAUUGGUUGUUUCCCACGUAA
This is a messenger RNA of Leishmania braziliensis MHOM/BR/75/M2904, 1203 nucleotides long. RefSeq lists its product as hypothetical. NCBI's taxonomy places the organism in Eukaryota, Euglenozoa, Kinetoplastea, Trypanosomatida, Trypanosomatidae. The transcript has a single exon. The record is from RefSeq and is a predicted model, not a curated record. Bases 1 to 1203 code for a protein of 400 amino acids.